Molecule: messenger RNA, 3225 nt
Organism: Cottoperca gobio
Lineage: Eukaryota; Metazoa; Chordata; Actinopteri; Perciformes; Bovichtidae
Gene: angel2
Product: angel homolog 2 (Drosophila)
Biological process (GO): 3'-UTR-mediated mRNA stabilization
Molecular function (GO): 3'-5'-RNA exonuclease activity; mRNA 3'-UTR binding
Source: RefSeq, a predicted model, not a curated record
UCUUCUUGGACAUUUUUCACAAUAUUCUGACUUUUUAUACAUCAAAUAAAUAAUAAAUUUAUGGAGAAAACAUUUGACAGAUUAGUCGAUGAUAAUAUAAUAUAAUAUAAUAAUAAUAAUAUAAUCGUUGGCUUCAGCCCGACACUGAAAACGUAGUUAAAAAGCUAAAGAUGGUCAGUUUACUGUCACACCAGAAGAAACGUUAUUUCUAGAUAAACAAUAGAUGAACGAAUCGUUUCAGCUCUACGUGUUGACUAAUGUCUCCCGUCUCGCUCCAGCCCCAUGUUCCUUCACCAGCUGAGCUCCUUCGGCUCCUCCUUCCUGCCCCGCAGCCGCUCCGCUCUCUGCAGGGCUGGCUUCAGCGGCAGCGGCGCCUCCUCCGCCAGCCUCCCACAUUUCAUCCCCGCUCCACCUCCAUGGUGGUCGGUGCGGGGAUUUCCCCCCCGACCUCCUCGUCUCCCCCACUCCUACCUAGCAGCCCGUCAGUUCUUCUCUUGUAGGACGUUACACCCUCAGAGCUUAAACCCGGGUAACUUUGGCCGUGGUUGUUCGUUCUCCACGUCUUCCGGCCUCAUGAUGGAGCGGUCCGACAGAGAGCCUCCUCACAAACGGAAGAAGAGCGCAGAGGAGCGGAGGAGCGAUGAAGAAAGGGAACACGGAGGAGGAGGAGGAGGAGGAGGGUGGAAGGGAGGCAAGGCCAGAGAUAGAGGCUCCAACCAUCACCUGGAUUCCAGCAGAGACAGCCGCCCUCGACCAAACCACCGCCUCAAAGAUGGAAGUCAAGACCGCGGGAAGAAUGGAGAAGGAAACAGCAGAGAUAGAGACGGAGAAAGGACUGAAGCUUGGAGUAAAGACAGACAGCGAAAAGACAACGGCAGUCGAGAUGAAACCCCAGACCGAGGGAGAAGCGCACAUCAUCCAGGAGGGCAUAAAGACGUACAGCCGGCAAGCUCCAGGACUCAAACCUCCAGGACUCAAACCUCCAGGACUCAAACCUCCAGGACUCAAACCUCCACGUCAAAACCUGAACAGGAUAACGUUUCCCUGCAAAGACCCAACGCCUGGUUCAAAGACAGGAGUGCAGGAGAGCAGGGAGGGUCGCGUGAGAGGAACCCCCCUCCACCAGAGGGACAGUUAAGGGAUAGAGGUAGUGAUGGCGGGCAGUGGCCGGGGCUUCUCUCCCAGCCUUGCAGCACUAACCCGUGGCAGGUCGCCGGCGCCAACAGGCAGCCCCCCCCCCCCUGGACAGGCGACGCUAAACCUGUGAAAUCUCUCCAGAGACGCUGGGAGGCCUCGCCUGCCUGCAGUACCAACGCCCAACCACCAGGAGGCAGCACAGCGUUUGACUUCUCCGUGAUGUCCUACAACAUCCUGUCUCAGGAGCUGCUGCAGGACAACGCCUACCUGUACCAGCACUGUAACCCCUGCGUCCUGCCGUGGGACUACCGGCUGCCCAACCUGCUGGCUGAGAUCCAGCAGCACAACGCUGAUAUCCUGUGUCUACAAGAAGUGCAGGAGGACCAUUAUGAAAACCAGAUUAAACCGGCUCUGCAGGCACUAGGUUACCAGUGCGAGUACAAGAAGCGAACAGGAAGUAAACCAGACGGCUGCGCUGUUAUCUUUAAAACCUCCCGCCUGUCACUCCUCUCCUCCAAUCCCGUCGAAUACUUCCGCCGCGGCGACGCCCUCCUUGACCGGGACAACGUGGGAUUGAUUGUGCUGCUGCAGCCUAACGCCACCACGACCCCAUCAGAUCCCUCCGACUUCAUCUGUGUCGCCAACACUCACCUCCUCUACAACCCUCGCCGCGGCGACAUCAAACUGGUCCAGCUGGCGAUCCUAUUGGCCGAGAUUGGCCGGUUGUCCCGCCUCCCGGACGGAUCGACCAAUCCGGUUGUGCUGUGUGGGGAUUUCAACUCAACACCCUGGAGUCCACUGUACAGCUUUCUGACCACAGGCUGCCUGGAGUACAGAGGGAUACACAGCAGCAUGGUGUCUGGUCAGGAGAGCAGUCCCAGAGGUCACCGUCUCCUCACGUCUCCACUCUGGUCUCACACUUUGGGAAUCAGCCGUCAGUGUCAGUACGAGAACAAACGCAGCGUUGAGUCGUCGUCCAGCAGCCCGACAGCAGUCGAAGGAGCGAUCUCUAAUCUGACGGUAGAAGAUCUCGCCAACAAAGCUGCAGCUGCUUUCCACAGAGCGAGGAUCGAGCACAGCCUGAAGCUGCAGUCGUCCUACCAGCACCGCCUGAAGCCUGACGGGAGACCUGAGAUCACCACCUGUCACUCCCGCACCGCCACCAAUGUGGACUACAUCCUGUACACCCCCGAAUUCCUCACACCUCCUUCACUUCCUGGUGGGCGGGGCCUGCAGCUGCUGGGCCGGCUGUCAUUGGUCGGCCAGUCGGAGCUGGAGGAAGUCAGCGGGCUGCCAAACCAGCACCACUCGUCCGAUCACCUCCCCAUCCUCGCUCGCUUCUGCUUCCGCCGCUGACCCGGGGGGGUCGCUGGAUGGACGAAGCAGCUCAGGGAAGGUGUUGGAGAUGUCGACUGAAGUAAAGUUGUUUUUAUAAACACUUGUGCUGCCGUGAAGAAGAAUGAAGUCAGUUUUCCACCAAACAGCACAUUGUGACAUCCAAGAAGAAACGUAACACGCUUUAAUUCUAAUCUAAUUUAAUCCACCUGAGGUGACGGGACGUCUGUAAAGCAGUAUCUCCACAUGUUAGCAGGACCUCACUGAUGACUGACGUGUCGCUGCAGAUCAAGAGCAAGAUGUUUCUAAACAUCGUGUGCACGAACAACAAUCAUUCUUUUAACUUUUGAUUUGAUUCCUCGGAACAGUUCAGCUCAACAUGUGAAUCUGUGAAGAAGCCUGAACAUCGCUCGACGUCUGUUCUGCUCACAGCUGCUUGUGUUGAUACCAUGAAGUUAACCUGAAGAACAAUCUGGAUUUUAAUGCUUCAAACAACAAAACCACCGUUGAAGAAAAAGUAAUUGGCUUUGUAAUUUAAUUUUAAAUCUUUUAAUCCAUUUUGAGUUUUGGAAUCCAUACUUUGUUUCUGCAGCAGUUCUCCUUGCUCGUGUGUUCUACGUCUCUACACUGGAGAAUGAAUGUAGUAACCCCGAACUCACCACCUCAUUUCAAACACAGUGGAUUUAUUUUUCUAAAACUUCUUUUAGAAAGAACUUUUAGACAGUUUGUAAAUAAAGGACUUGUGUUUUUAUA